This is a messenger RNA of Hippocampus comes (tiger tail seahorse), 3411 nucleotides long. RefSeq names its product fibroblast growth factor receptor 1a (gene fgfr1a). Lineage: Eukaryota; Metazoa; Chordata; Actinopteri; Syngnathiformes; Syngnathidae. Gene Ontology annotation, molecular function: fibroblast growth factor receptor activity; ATP binding; fibroblast growth factor binding. Gene Ontology annotation, biological process: fibroblast growth factor receptor signaling pathway; positive regulation of kinase activity; positive regulation of cell differentiation. Gene Ontology annotation, cellular component: plasma membrane; signaling receptor complex. The record is from RefSeq and is a predicted model, not a curated record. The transcript is spliced from 18 exons. Bases 612 to 3119 code for a protein of 835 amino acids.
UGAAGAUGCCCAUCGACUAGUCAGAAAUUAAGGGGGAGCUUUGGAGUUGCACGGAUUCGCGAUCUUGAAAAUCUUCUUACACAUUUCUUUUUAUCUGCAGGGGUUCCUGUUUCUCGCAAGGAAACAAUCCAAACAAUAACUGACUCGAGGAACUUUUUUUCUUCGGAUGUGAGAGGACUGCGAUUCAUCGCAAGCGAAGACGCUGUAAUCAAUGGACGAUCGAAGCACUGAAGUUUGCCAAACAUGUUUGUGUUAGGGGCGUUUUAAAAGAAUCCACCCGGAGAAAAAAAAGGACGUUAUCUCGCUUUACAUCCGAUCAACUCAAAUCCGUUUCAUCGUACGGAAGUUUUGUUCCCGCUUUCCCUCUGCUCUGUAACCUGGCACGUACGCUCUCUUCCCUGGCCAAGUUUGGGGAAAAUAUGCGCGAGUUUGUUAGCUAAACUUCUACGGUUGCGACCAAAGCGAGUGUCGCAGCUCCCACUCAUUACGACUGGAUAUUUUCCUUUUUUGGGGGAACUUUUUCUCCCUCCAAUCUCAGCUCCAGAGUGUUCUUAUCAGACCAACGCUGGCUAACUGCCAGUAAGUUCAUAUCUGCAAAUGACCUGCUGCUGAUGCCCCAAAGUUCUGAAUGGAGUUCCAGUCGCAGAAAAGGCAACAAUUGUAGCUCCCUCAACAGGAUGCUGAUGAGGCCAAGUGUACUUCUGUUUCUGGCUUUCUUUGCCCAGGUUUUAAGGACACAUUGCCGCCCUGCCAUUCCUGAUGAAGUCGCCUUGGAAACACAAGCAGAGCUUUUCACCCUCUAUCUUGGGGAUCGGCUGGACCUUAGUUGCUUCACCAAGGACUCCCUGCAUGCUGUCAACUGGACCAAAGACCAUGUCGUCGUAGUGAAUGGAGAACACACGCGCAUACGCAAUGGCCAGCUGGAGAUUGAGACGGUGGAGCUGGCAGACUCUGGCCUGUACGCAUGCAUGACCUUUGGCAACCACAGUGUCUUUUUCAACGUCACAGUUGACACCCUGGCCUCGUCUGAGGACGAUGAUGAGGAUGAAGAAUCUUCCUCGGAGGAAGCGAAAUUAUUAGGCAGCCAAAAACUACUUCCAAUGGCUCCACAGUGGGCUCAUCCAGAAAAAAUGGAGAAAAAGCUCCAUGCUGUCCCUGCCAGCAAGACUGUCAAGUUCCGCUGUCAGGCCAGUGGCAACCCAACACCCACACUGAAAUGGUACAAGAAUGGAAAAGAGUUCAAAAGAGACCAUCGAAUUGGAGGUUUUAAGGUUCGCGACCAUGUUUGGACCAUCAUCAUGGAAUCUGUAGUGCCCUCUGACAAGGGAAACUAUACCUGUGUGGUGGAAAACCAGCAUGGGAGCAUCAAUCAUACCUACCAGCUGGAUGUUGUCGAACGCUCCCCACACAGGCCCAUCCUGCAGGCUGGCCUGCCUGCUAAUCGCACUGCAGUGGUGGGCAGCGAUGUGGAAUUUGAGUGCAAGGUUUUUAGCGACCCUCAGCCUCACAUCCAGUGGUUAAAGCACAUCGAGGUCAACGGGAGUCGCGUUGGUGCAGACGGCUUGCCGUAUGUUCGUAUCCUCAAGCAUUCUGGGGUUAAUAGUUCGGACGCUCAGUUGCUGACCCUCUCCAAUGUGACUGAGGAGGACAGUGGAGAAUAUAUAUGUAAAGUGUCCAAUUAUAUAGGGGAGGCCAAUCAGUCGGCCUGGCUGACUGUCACCAGAUUUGAGCCCACAGCCGUCCCACACUAUCCUCCUGCCAACCACACUUAUCUGGAGGUGGUCAUCUACUGUGUGGGCUUCUUCUUCAUCGCAGUCAUGGUUGCCAUCGUAAUUAUUGUCAAGAUUCGCAACUCCUCCAAGAAGAGUGACUUCAACAGUCAGCUGGCUGUGCACAAGCUGGCUAAAAGCAUCCCUCUGCGCAGACAGGUAACAGUGUCGGUAGACUCAAGUUCCUCCAUCCACUCUGGUGUGAUGUUGGUUCGACCUUCUCGCCUGUCCUCCAGCGGCUCUCCAAUGUUGUCAGGGGUGUCUGAGUAUGAACUGCCACAAGAUCCCCGCUGGGAGCUUCCUCGAGAUCGACUUGUUCUUGGGAAGCCCCUGGGCGAAGGCUGCUUCGGUCAGGUGGUGAUGGGAGAGGCACUGGGUCUUGACAAAGAAAAGCCAAAUCGUGUGACAAAGGUUGCAGUGAAAAUGUUGAAGUCUGAUGCCACAGAGAAAGACCUGUCAGACCUGAUUUCAGAGAUGGAAAUGAUGAAGAUCAUCGGGAAACACAAGAACAUCAUAAAUCUGCUGGGAGCCUGCACACAGGAUGGUCCUUUGUAUGUGAUCGUGGAGUAUGCAUCCAAGGGCAAUUUGAGGGAGUUUUUGCAUGCACGGCGCCCUCCAGGCAUGGAGUACUGUUACAACCCAGACCAAGUUCCUGUCGAGAACAUGUCCAUCAAAGACCUGGUGUCCUGUGCCUAUCAAGUGGCCCGAGGCAUGGAGUACCUGGCUUCCAAAAAGUGCAUCCACAGAGACCUUGCCGCUCGUAAUGUUUUGGUAACUGAAGACAGUGUGAUGAAAAUAGCUGAUUUUGGCCUGGCAAGAGACAUCCACCACAUUGAUUACUACAAAAAGACCACCAAUGGUCGUUUACCAGUCAAGUGGAUGGCUCCUGAAGCGCUAUUUGAUCGAAUAUACACCCACCAGAGUGAUGUCUGGUCAUUUGGCGUUCUGCUUUGGGAAAUCUUUACCCUGGGAGGCUCUCCAUACCCUGGCGUCCCUGUGGAAGAACUGUUUAAGCUGCUGAAGGAAGGUCACCGCAUGGACAAACCCUCCACAUGCACUCAUGAGCUGUACAUGAUGAUGAGGGACUGCUGGCAUGCUGUGCCCUCCCAGAGGCCCACAUUCAAGCAGCUUGUCGAGGAUUUGGACCGCUGUCUGGCCAUGACGUCCAACCAGGAGUAUUUAGAGCUGUCGGUGCCCUUGGAUCAAUACACCACCAACUACCCCGAUACCCGCAGCUCCACUUGCUCUUCUGGCGAGGACUCCGUCUUCUCUCACGAUGCCGGUGCUGAGGAGCCCUGCCUCCCGAAGCUCCCUCCCCAUUCCAACGGCGCGGCCAUCAAGAAACGCUGAUACCUCAUCACAAACGCAGAGUAACAUUGACAUUUCCUCCGCUCCCUGCCUCAUGGGGUUGUGGAUUCUUCCUCUACAUUCCCAGAGAUGAAGCUAAGAACUGUCGCUGCUCUUGAGGCACGAGCUGAUUCACACAUCAGAGAACCUGUUGGAUCUCAAGGACUGCAGAGCGCAGCCAUUUCCCGAUUCUUGGUGGAACGAUGUUUACGGGGCACUUUCUAUUAUCAGGAGUGGAAGUUUGUCAUGGCGUUGGAAGUGGCUCCCUCACUCCCACGCAGGACAGGACACUCAA